CAUCUGCACACCACAAGUCAUCGCACUGAGUGAAGAAGAGACAAGCUGCCUCGCUAGUCAAAUUCAAUCAUGAAGGUACUUGUGGUUCUCGCACUUUUCUCUGUCUGCAAUGCCAACAUCCUGUGGCAGGAGCCGCCCAAGAGCAGUCUGGAUUUGGUGAAAGAUGCUUUCUGGGACUACGUUGCUAAAGCGACACUCACCGCAGAGGACUCCCUGUCGCAGAUCAGACAGUCUGAGCUGGGACAGGAAGUGAAUACCAUGAUCUCUCAGAGCGUUGACACAAUCAAUCAGUACACGGUUGCUCUGCGGACUCAGGUGGCUCCUCUGACCCAGGACUACAUGACCCGGUUUUCCCAGGAGGCCGAGCAGCUGAAGGCUCGCCUGGAGCAGGAUCUGACAGCCGUGAGCACCAACCUGAGGCCAUACGCCGAGGGCCUGGUGGCUGACCUCCAGAAGCAGGUGGAGGAGCUGAAGAAGGACGCCGCCCCCUACGCUGACGCCAUGGACCCAGAGGCCCUGAAGGUCCUCCUGCUGCAGAAGAGCCAGGAGCUGAAGGGGCAGCUGGAUAAGAGCGUGAACCAGCUGCAGACCCAGAUGGUCCCCUUCACCGAGGAGAUCAAGCAGAAGAUGGAGCAGAGCCUGGAGGAGUUCCAGAGGAGCAUGGUCCCCCUGACCCAGAGCUUCGAGACCCAGCUGAACCAGAAAACCCAGGAGAUCCAGCAGAACCUUUCUCAAAGAGGAGAGGAGCUGAAGUCCAAGCUGGACGCCAGCGCUCAGGACCUGCAGGCUCAGCUGGCUGCUCUGUGGGAGUCUUUCUCCAAGACCACCCAGUAAACGGACGCCUUCACCAGCCUCAAGGCCUCCGCAUACCAAAUAUUUAUUUGAACUUGACCCAAUGCAUAUUUUACCAAAUAAAAAUCUGACGAAACAA
Anarrhichthys ocellatus (wolf-eel) is the source of this 931-nucleotide messenger RNA. Its product is annotated as apolipoprotein A-IV-like. Gene Ontology annotation, cellular component: low-density lipoprotein particle; high-density lipoprotein particle; chylomicron. The coding region runs from base 70 to 834 and encodes 254 amino acids. The record is from RefSeq and is a predicted model, not a curated record. Lineage: Eukaryota; Metazoa; Chordata; Actinopteri; Perciformes; Anarhichadidae. Gene Ontology annotation, biological process: cholesterol efflux; lipoprotein metabolic process; acylglycerol homeostasis. The transcript has 4 exons. Gene Ontology annotation, molecular function: phosphatidylcholine-sterol O-acyltransferase activator activity; cholesterol transfer activity; phospholipid binding.